UACAUAAUUUGGGUUUCACAGAUACCGUAUCAAUACGAGCCGUGUUUUGAGAAGUCGGUGUCGAUAUGGAUUAGUUUGGUGUUUUUCAGGUGUUCUGAGGACGAUAAAUAGAUUCAACCAUGGCAACAUAUUCUGACAACACACCUGAGAAUCCAUCUCCUGUCGAUGCGACCAUUCAACAACAGAUGAAGGAAGGUCGCUACCAGUUCACAGACGAGGAAAAGCGGGCUUUGCGGGAAUGUAGAUUUGAGAGUUUUUGGUACCGUUCCUUUCCUAUUGCCACUGUGUCCGGACUGUCAACACACAUGCUUGUGCAGAGAGGAAUUCUGAACCCUAGCAAACGCUUUGGUUCCAUCCCAAAGGUGGUGUUUGCCACUAUGUGUGGCUACAUCUUUGGCAAGAUGCUCUAUGUUCAGAAGUGCCGUGAGAAGUUCCUGAAGCUUGAAAACUCUCCCUUUGCGGAGAUGAUGAGGAGGGGCAGAGGGGGCAUGCCACCUGCCGAGUUUGGCGGGAUGAGUAUACCUGGGUAUGGAACUGGAAGCAACCCACCUGUAGAGGAAGAACUUUCUGUCGAUGAUAACUUCCGACCAGACACACCUUGGAGUGGAGGACACGACCAGAGAUUGAACAUGGAUAUAGAUACCAGUCAAGUCAAGGGAAUAGACAACACCUUCGAUUCUGACCUCGCCAAGCGUCGCGAGGACGAGAGGGCAGCCUCAAAGCGGGAAUUCACAGGAACCUACGACGAGCUCCGGAAGCACCACCGAGCGAAGAAUGCACAGCAGUACACCCAAGUUCUUCCAGGUCAUUACCAGCCGAGGUCCCCACCUGAUGUUACUCCCCAUCAAGAUCAACCAAGGCCAAAGUUGCCUGCCCAGGAUGAAUUCAGUCUUGGUGCUCGAAACAGGAGUAAAAUGCUAAAUAAAUAUGGAGAUUCAUGGGAGAAAGAAUGAUUAUGUAUCCCUGCUGGUGGAAUAGAAGCUUAGAUGUAUCUAUAAAAAAAAGAUAAUAAAAAAAAUCACAUUACAAUGAGAAUGAUAUGAUUGUCUUUCUUUGCCUUGUCAUAAUGAUUAUUUUGGGGGGUUGGUUGGGAAAGGAUGUCAUUUGAAAAAUUAUCUUGUCAUUAAAAUCUGAGGUCUUGUCUCUCUUCAAGUCUUGUGACCAUGCGAUAUAGAACUUCUUUGAUCCAGUUAAAAUCUCUUCAACAAAUAUGACAUAAGCUUUCAAAUUUGUAUCUUUUAUCAAACUAGUAACAGUAAACUCCUUCCAUUUCAUCUAUCAGUUCAUCAUUAUCUUGGAUGUAUUGCUGUUGAUUUAUGAAAAUUGCAACCACUGGUUUUGAUAUGCAAUUGUUGGCAAAAUCACUUUGCUUCCCGUUUUUUAACAACUCCUUCUGCAUACAUAUCAAGAGCUUAGAUAAUAUUUUGUUUUUUAAAUGAAAUAUUGCAUUUGUUUCCCAUAUGAGAGUCAAAUUGGCCUUUUCCCCUACUUGUAUUCAUAACUUGGGCUUCAUUUUGUAUGAUUUAUAAAAUAAAUAUGUGAUGCAUGAUAUUUCUUUGAAGUGACAAAAUUGAGUUCAGAUUCUAUGAUUGAUUGAAUAAGAAUCACAUUGAAAAAGGGAAAGUUAAAGUAAGUAUAACAAAAUUUGAUGACUUAUGACUGCAGUGUGUAUUUGAAAGGAGUAAAUGAUGAUUUGUGGCUAACCAGGUAGCAUACACAAGUGUAGUAUUCAGAAGCGAGGGGCCACAUCCUCCCCUCGAAAACUGGCCAAUAUAUAGAUAAAAAGGGCACUUUCAUUGGGUCCCCACGUCUUACCCUAUCUCGCCUGCUUGCAUGCAACAGAUUCCAUCACAUCCUGACUUCCAUCAACACACUGCUGAGAUCCACAAAAUAAAGUCCAAGUGUUGCACAGUUCAAAGUUGCAAGUCA
Molecule: messenger RNA, 1929 nt
Organism: Lytechinus variegatus (green sea urchin)
Lineage: Eukaryota; Metazoa; Echinodermata; Echinoidea; Temnopleuroida; Toxopneustidae
Product: OCIA domain-containing protein 1-like
Exons: 2
Coding region: 120-953 (277 amino acids)
Cellular component (GO): endosome
Source: RefSeq, a predicted model, not a curated record